Hyaloscypha bicolor E is the source of this 684-nucleotide messenger RNA. RefSeq lists its product as uncharacterized. The transcript is spliced from 3 exons. NCBI's taxonomy places the organism in Eukaryota, Fungi, Ascomycota, Leotiomycetes, Helotiales, Hyaloscyphaceae. The record is from RefSeq and is a predicted model, not a curated record. The coding region runs from base 1 to 504 and encodes 167 amino acids.
AUGAUGGAAGAAAUGAAGCAGGACCCGGAAGAAAACCAGCAGGUGGUGGGACUAGGCGAAACCUGGCUGGAGAGUCCGAGUGUGGAGGUUGCCUCUUAUUACGAGGAGAGCCUAGCGCUUGAUCGGACAAUUCUCUGGAAACGAGACCUUAUCGAGGGCUUGGUGGCUGGUAUAAAUAUGCCGAGUAACGGAUAUAACGUCUGUUUGUCGGUCUUCUAUAUACUCUUCGUCCUUGCCGAAAUCCCCUUCAAUUUUUUGCAGGAGGAAAACAAGUUCAAACCUGCAUAUCUCCUUGGCGCUCAGAUGUUUUGUUUUGCAGCUGGCACAUUGUCUAUUGCCACGUAUCAAACUAAAAAGGAAGUGGGACUCCGUUUUUCGUUCGUCUUUAACUUUGCGCUCGCUCUCCCACCCUUCCUUGGUUUACUCACAUAUGCAAUUGAAAACCUCGACAGCAACCUAAGCCUAUUGGUUGGCGUUGGACCUUCCUCGUGGAGGGCGUUAUGAAUGUUGCCAUGUCAUUCUUCUUCGUCUUGAUCUUCUAUCCCAAAUUACCCCACGAGGCAAAAUCCUAGUUUUUGAAGCCUCACAAACGCGAGCGUCUCCUUUGUAACUUGGAACAAUCCCGCGGGAAAGAGUCCAAAAGCUCUCCUAUCGACAACGUAAUCUUACCUAGCUGGAAAAUCC